Octopus sinensis (East Asian common octopus) is the source of this 771-nucleotide messenger RNA. RefSeq names its product glutathione S-transferase kappa 1. Lineage: Eukaryota; Metazoa; Mollusca; Cephalopoda; Octopoda; Octopodidae. The transcript has 8 exons. The coding region runs from base 49 to 738 and encodes 229 amino acids. Gene Ontology annotation, biological process: glutathione metabolic process. Gene Ontology annotation, molecular function: glutathione transferase activity; glutathione peroxidase activity. The record is from RefSeq and is a predicted model, not a curated record. Gene Ontology annotation, cellular component: mitochondrion; peroxisome.
GUCUACUCUUGUUACAUGUGUAAAUAAACCAGAAUCCGAAGUCCAAACAUGGCGAGUUCGGCACCGCGUAAACUUGUUGAAUUAUUUUAUGAUGUUGUUUCGCCUUAUUCAUGGCUAGCUUUCGAGGUGUUAAACAGAUAUAAAAACUACUGGAACAUUAAUUUGUGUUUAAAACCUGUUUUUCUUGGAGGUAUCAUGCAGAAAACAGGUAAUAAACCACCUGCCCUAGUUUCACCAGAAAAAGCCAAAUACUUGUUUGUGGAUAUACAGAGAAUGAGUAAAUACUUUGAUGUGCCAUUAAAGAUACCCUCUGACCCAUUUACUACAAUGUUCGGCAAAGGUUCAUUGAAUGCUCAACGGUUCAUUACAGUUAUCGAUAUGAUGGAGCCUAAAUUUACAGGAAAUAUUUCACAGUUAUUGUGGAUGAGAAUACAUAGCCUGGAUAAAGACAUUACAGAAAUCAAAAGUUUUCAAGAGGUUGGUGAACAAGCAGGAAUCCCACCAAAUGUUCUAACAAAAGCACUUUCCAGAAUAUCUGAUGUUGAAGUAAAAAACCGAUUGAAGGAAUAUUCUGAUGAAGCUGUAGAAAAAGGCGCAUUUGGUCUCCCAGCCAUAGUUGCUCAUGUCAACAAUGAGGAGAAGAUGAUUUUUGGUUGUGACAGAUUUCCUAUACUUGCACUAAUUCUUAAUGAACACUGGAAUGGUCCUUAUCCAGCUGUAAAUCAAAGUAAACUGUGAAAUUUAAGAAUCUUCUUUAUGUCAAUAUUCUUU